AUGAGCGGGUACAAGAGGGAGGUCCUUCUUCUCUCUGGGCAGUCCCUCGCUUCGCCACCUCGACGUCUGUCUCCUCGUGAGUCGUCAAUCGAGGCAAAGCUUUUGGUAGCGCACAGCGGCGCCGCUGCAUCCAUCACCGAUGCAACAAUGUGCAGCGACCGAAGGGACGCGUGUCAAGUGCUCGAGGUGAUUGAGACUCGCUCGUAG
Messenger RNA from Peronospora matthiolae, 207 nucleotides. Lineage: Eukaryota; Oomycota; Peronosporomycetes; Peronosporales; Peronosporaceae. The record is from the annotation of a GenBank genome assembly.